AUACCUUCCAGUAAUCACAGAUAAGUUUGUCAUCAAAAUUAAUAGGACGUUGGGUGACCAUGCAUGAUUUCUUCCCAAAUUUAUCUUGGGUCAUUAGAUUGUUAAGUUGGCAAUAAUUGGAAACGUCAUGAAGCGUCACAUGGUUGUUUUGGUUGCUAUAGCACGCACCGUUAAUAACAGCUGGUAGCUCCGGGUUAGGGGAGCAUAGGCAAUGCUCGUGUACACCGACGGUUGCUGUGUCACAUCUGACAGCACGACGCGGAAAUCCAAACGGUUUCAUCGCCCACACCAUCUACUGGCGAUGUACAAACCUUGCGGCACUGUUCAGCAGCAGUAGAUAGCAACGCAGACUGAUGAAUUCGCCAUGGCCGCUGUUUGUUCCCUCGUCGUUUGCGUCAUUGCUCACUAUGUGACGUCAGCUCGAUCGCAUUAGUAAUUCAUUAGACUGUCUCCCUGCCGUACAUACACACUGCGCACGGUACAUGUCGGGUCCGCUGCGGCAAAAGGCAACCUGUGUUGAUGAUGCGGUUGAUAAUGUUCGAACAACGUUGCUCAUUUCCAGAGACAAAAUAGGGGCUUUCAUGAGCGACAGAGGUUGAAAUACGGACUGAAGAUUCGGUUGGAUUCGUGGAUUUCGUGUAAGACUGUUCGAUGUCGGCGACGUAUACUGACAUUUGUAGGUGCACGUGACAUGUAGUAUGGUGGUAUGCUGCCUCUUACCACCCAGCUCUCGCCUUGUGCAUGUCUUGAAGUGCCUUCCUCGGGUACCCAUGGCCAAGAUGAUGAUGAUAGUCGAGAGACUCUGGCACAGGAGGGGUCACACACCACCGAUGGAUACUCGGAUCAAGGUCACGCGGACACCCAUCAGGUAGUCGAUAAAGCAUCAAACUGGUUGACCGAUGCCAAGGCCGUAGCUGAUGCUUCGGACCAGUGCGACCAUCAUGAGUCUUACCAGAGGGAUACGGGUACACGCGCAUCCGCGCCGGGUCUCGUCGAGCGAGAUCGUGACCUGUCAUAUUUCGAAAGGCUACCCGUCGAACUCACAACUAGGAUUUUCAGCUUUUUGCGCCCCAUCGAAGACGCUCUACCCCUGCUGGCCAGGGUCAGUCGGAGAUGGAGGAAAAUUCUCUUGGACACCCCGAAGCUGUGGAGGAAGAUUCACGUCAGGUCCGACGAUUAUUCGCCAUUGCACUACACUGUCUUAUCCAUCAUCUUUCGCGUGUACGGUCCCCACGUGCGCGAACUCACGUGGCAGACGGGGUCUCGCGUGUACGAGUCUCUUUUCUGUUUGAUUCCUAAACUCACCUCGUUGACUAUCCUCCGUUUGCCCAUCCUAUGGAACAAGUGGGUUGUGGACCAGCUAGCACCGCUGACCAGACUGGUGGAGCUACAAAUCAACGGCGGCUUCGGACUGACCGACCCAGACCUGCUCCGCAUCGCGGGUAACUUCCCCGGUCUGAGGCGGGUGGUCCUCGGCUCGUGCUGGGCCGUCACGGCCAAAGGAGUGGAGAGUUUCCUGGAGUCCCUGCCGCAGCUGGAGGAGUGUAAGCUGAAGAUUAACGAGGGCUUACCGCUGUGUGACAUGAGGAGUGACUUUGCCAUGCUCCAGGGUAGCAUGGUGGCACGGAGUGUCGGCAACGCCUCGCGGGCAAGCACCAUCACCGCCUUGAGCUUGAACUUCGUACCGGUAGAGAUGGAGGAGGUUUGGGGUGUGGUCAACUGCUUGCCUCGUCUCAAGAAGCUUUCUAUCAGCAACUGUGAGGGACUGCAGGGCAUCCGUUUACACUCCUCCUCGCUACAAAAGAUCUACCUUCUCAACCUGUGGUCUGUUCACUUUGUCAGCAUAAACGCACCUCUGCUCCGGUUUCUUCGCGUGGACAGCGGUCUUGAAUCCAACGAACACCUGGAGGUGUUCGCCGGCAAGCUACGAACCCUACAGGUGGAUGGCAGUGGUGUCCUGCGGACGUUGACCGUCCGUGGCGGUAGGCUGACUACCGCUGAGAUCCGUCGAUGUCCGGUGUUGGAUCCAAGGAGUUUCCGGAGUUUCUUUCUGGAGAAUCCAUUCCUGACAGAUCUGCUUCUUGGGUGCGUGUGUGGUGACGAGCUGGUCUUGGAUCACAUUGGCUGCCCGAGUCUAGAGAGGCUCAUCAUCCAGGCUGACUUCGCCUGUGGCGGCAUGCUCCUGAGAUGUCCCAACCUAAGAGUCCUACAAACGGCAGAGGAGAUUGAACUUCCCGCCCUGCGACAAGUCAUCGUCGUGGCUGAGCACCUACUCAAAGUGUCGUUGGUGGGACUUCCCGGGCUGACUAACGUCAUGGUGCAGUGUGACAGCCUAGAACUGAUUGAAGCCAACAUGUGCAGCGAUGACGCUCUGUGUCUACGCUCCUUCGUUGUCCACGCUAGCCGACACAUCGGGUUUAUGCGACUCUUUGACUGUUCCAUAGGAGCACUGAUGCUGAGCACACCGUGCGCAUAUACGGUAGUCCUCUACCGGUGCCAGAUCUCCGAUUACUCCCUCAAAAUGGCUUUGAGUGGCUGCCCCAACAUCGUCCACUUGAGCGUGGAAAAGUGCGACACUCUGACGAGCGUGGGCAUUCCAGCUCAUGCCUCCUCUCUCAAAUACCUGAACCUGUUCGGUUGUAAGAGUCUAGCCAGAGUGACCAUAGACUGUCAAGGAGUGGCGGCCGUGAAUUUAGGACAAUGUAUCAAAACCCGGCUCUUCGUUCGAGGGCUGGAGUACGAUCUAGGCAUGCAUCCAGUCACCAAGUAUCCCAAGAUCGUCUUGCCUCAUCAGUCGCUGAGGUGGAGCCACGACCGGGUGCCACAGCUUUUCACCCUUGCGAUGUGAGACUCAACAGUAUAGCGCUUGGAGAGAAGUCAAUACAUCGCAGAACUGUGCAAAAAUACCUGUUCUGUGCCCGAAUCAAAUGGAUGUAUCAAGCAUAUAUAUUUUGGCAUGUACUAACUUGCAUUAGUAUAACCUCACCAGAAGAAAAUUUUGUCGCUGUUUAAGUUUCGCUUUUUCCUACUAAUCUAUCCAGAGGCGCUGGUGAUUGCAAAUCCGUUUCGGGGUGCAACCCAGUAAAAAGGCUAAACAUGCAUCUGCCGAGCUCAUGAAUAAAAGUUAUACAUUCAAAUUAUGCUA
This is a messenger RNA of Patiria miniata (bat star), 3145 nucleotides long. RefSeq lists its product as uncharacterized. Gene Ontology annotation, molecular function: protein binding. The record is from RefSeq and is a predicted model, not a curated record. The transcript is spliced from 2 exons. Bases 707 to 2848 code for a protein of 713 amino acids. Lineage: Eukaryota; Metazoa; Echinodermata; Asteroidea; Valvatida; Asterinidae.